Messenger RNA from Vicia faba (fava bean), 480 nucleotides. Lineage: Eukaryota; Viridiplantae; Streptophyta; Magnoliopsida; Fabales; Fabaceae. The record is from the annotation of a GenBank genome assembly.
AUGUAUGAGGUUUUCGUAGAAGGAGAAUAUUCUAGUGUGGAGGAGAUUAAAGAAAAUCAGGAUUAUGGCAUAGAAAAGAUUAAAUUUGUUAGCAACAAUAAAGAUGACAUUCCUCAAAAUGAAGAUAAUGUGUCUGAGUUGAUGAGAAUGUGUCUGAAGAAGGUAUUGGGGAUACUGAAGAAAGAAAUGAAUGGGAGGAAGACUACAACCAAGUGGCUUCUGAAAUCGAAGGAAGUUGAGGCUCCUAAUGUUGAGAGAAGUCAAAAUGAUAUGGAGAAGGAUGUCAUUGAUAUAUUUGAAGGACUUGUUGAAUAUAAAGAAUAUGUAAGUUAUGAAGAUCAAAACCUUAAGAUUCUAGAUGUCAAUGAAAAUUUCAUUGGCAAUGUUGAAGAUGUUGUUCCUGUUGUUGUUGAAGCUGAAACCUCUAAAAGAAAUUGGAAAAGGCCCAAAGGACGUUUGAGAAGAAAAAGUAUACUUUGA